Talaromyces proteolyticus is the source of this 2255-nucleotide messenger RNA. RefSeq lists its product as uncharacterized. The coding region runs from base 276 to 2255 and encodes 659 amino acids. NCBI's taxonomy places the organism in Eukaryota, Fungi, Ascomycota, Eurotiomycetes, Eurotiales, Trichocomaceae. The transcript is spliced from 4 exons. The record is from RefSeq and is a predicted model, not a curated record.
GGCUUAGAUGCGCAUAUACGAUCUUGACCAAAAACAUCUUUUUCUUCGCGGAACGAAUUUUUGAAAUUCCUCGCCCAAAGCAGACCGGACACGGCCAAGAAUUAGAUCAAAAGUAAUUAACUCCUCUAGCUAUCAUUUAAGCCCAAAUUUGUGCGAUUUGAGCAAUACAAUGGCACAGGGGGGUGGUGUAACGCCAUCCGCGACUGAAAAGUCGUUCCCGACGCGUGGGCCAGAGCGGCCACGCAAACAAAUCGCCAAUAUGGAGGAACUGGGCAAUGCGGCCCAAAGCAACUCUUAACUACAUUCAAGCAUGUAAUAAACCACUCAAGGAUGAGUUUAUUCUCAACUUUAUCGAACACGUACGCGACUUCGCGCGCUCUGCCCCUGCUGGGGGCGAUGGUGCGGCUCUCGCAAGCUUCCAGAGGCUGCUGGAAGCGGUCCAGGAAGACACUGCGUCGAUCCGUAAAGAACUCACCAACAAGUCAAGCGCAACUACCGGCUUAUCUCAAGAUUCAGCCUCUUUGUGGAAGACCAUUCGUGCCCGAGAGUGGCAGCUGGGGCUCAAAAACGCGACGGUCCCUCUCUCUCAGAGUGCUGGUUCAUCGACCCCGGGGGUCACCCCAACUGAGCUGGGCCUGGAUAGCGAGGUCGUGGUCAAGAUCCGCGACGCUGCUUUACGGAAGGAAUUAAAAAAGGCCAAGCCAGUGGACAUUGUUAGACGAGUGGAACGCGCCAGGGCCGAAGCAGCGAAGGCGACUCCAAGCCUGGCGCUCGCGGGCCACGCGUUCAUUGCCGCACGACAGUUGCCGUCGGGUGAUAUCAGCCUUCGGGCUCACAACGCCGCGGCAGCUGAGAUACUGAGACAACAUGCUCAGGGUUGGGUCAAGGCUUUUGGACCGAGCGCGUGGGUGCGCGUGCCGACAUGGGGGGUAGUUGUCGACGGAGUUCCGGUGCACUCCAUGGAUCUUGACCCAGGACGAAUUGAGGACACCAAAACGCGCUUAAUUGCGCAGAACCAGCACACCUGGGGGACAGAGGCCAAGAUUGCAUAUGUGGGAUGGUUGGUCAAGCCGAAGCGUCGCGAAGGGUCGCUCGUUAUCGAAUUCACAAGCCCUCUCGUGGCGAACGAGGCAAUCUCUAAGGACCCUAUUGUCGAGAGGGGCGGUGUAGACAGUGCCUUAAAUGCCAAAGAUUUGGGCAUUCCCACGCUCAGUGUCCCUUCGAAGCAUUUACGUGCGGCGUCUGCGCAGGCGCGCAUCCGACCUGGGAAUGUGCAGCCAAGCGAGGCCAAGGAAAUGUUACUAUCAAAUGCGCCAACUGUAGUGGCAGCCAUAAAACCAUCAGUGGCCUCUGCCAGGUCAAAAAAGAUGCAAUCGAGCGCGCCAAAGCGGCAUUAUUCAAUUGCGAACGCUUCCAUCGGCAGCGACAACAGCUACAUCAACAGCUGUGCCGAUACUAACGGAGGCAGUACCUCCAACCGCGCCAGCAACAUGCAGGAGUGUGGACCGCCAGAUUCCUGCCGUCCCCUAUCUGACACCUGCCCAGCAAGCGGCAGAGAAAAAGGGGGUAGUCUACGACAAACCGACAGUGCGCAAAGCAACUCGCCCUCGAGGCAGGCCACCCAAAUCGACCUCGUCAGCGGGCCAAGAGCCCCUGCCGGACAUGAAUACCCAAAUCGAGGCAGCACUCUCACUCACCCAAGCAAUGAAUCAACCAACGCUUCAACAGCCCCCCCAAAGCGCACGCGCCGCGGGGAGCCAGUGCCGAUGAUGAGCGAACCCGAAAAGCUGCUGCGCAAGCCAGUUGGCAAGCGUGUGCGGUCCGACAACAGCGAAGAGGGUCCCUCAGCCUUACGUGCGAAGCCGACCCCGGCCCAAGACGACGAAGAGCCGCAACUUCCUGCUCACCCCCCUCUCCCUCCGAUCUCAAUGGAUAUCGGCGACACCGACAUUGUGCUGCGGAGCGACACUAGCUUCCGCCAGCUAGACUUCAACAUCGCCUCAGAGGGGGGUUAUCAAGAACUAAUGGGUCAAUUUACUAACCAUAACAAUACGCAAGCACAGACCAUUCAAAUCGGACCAACCACACCUCAGCGUGCCAUGCAACCAGUCACCCAGUCGGCCUCCGAACCACCCUCUGAUGAGGAAUCGUCGGAACUGUCAGAGCCCGAGGACUCAGACGACAUCAACUAUGAAGAAGAUCUCACCCUAGUCCCAACCAGGAAACCCAGCAGCGCCCCUCGUCGCUUUCUUUAA